CCCCCACAGUUGGAAUCCGCCUCUCGCGGUGAUCACUGCUUGAUCACUUGAUUACUCGAUCAUGACGCGAUCUUCGUCAGCUUGGAGCCCCGUUUGGCUCUGGGCACUCAUGGCAUUGCCGGCCACGUGCCUCGCCCAGUUUGCCUAUUCCUCGGCGGGCGGAGCAGUUGCCUCCGCCGGAGGGGUCACUGUGGUGGCCCAACUGCCCGGGCUUGGAGCCAUCAAUGGACUCAUCAAUGCCAUGCACAACAACAAUAACCGUAGGCAACAGCAGCAAUUUGAGCGGCUGCAGCAGGGCAGGCCCGGAAUGGGCCCAAAUCGAAGAGGACCUGGAUUCGGGCCACCCAACCGGCAGCAAGCUCCUCCUGGCUGGCCUCCAGGCUGGCAGUGGGGCAACCAAAACCAGCCAGGAUUUGGCUGGGACCAGCAGGGAUAUGGCCCCGACUGGAAUGGUGGAGGAGGAGGACAACGACCAGGUUGGAAUGGCGGAGGAGGAAUGGGACCGCCGCCGCCGAGGCCAGGAUGGAAUGGAGGCGGCGGAAUGGGUCCACGACCAGGCUGGAAUGGAGGAGGUGGAAGAGGACCACCACCGCCAAGGCCAGGCUGGAAUGGCGAAAGACCACCUCCACCACCGAGGCCAGAUUGGAAUGGACCUGGAUGGAACGGUGGCAUGAGACCAUCGACAGAAUGGGACGAAAAUCAACAGCAACCUUUUCCAGAUCAGCCAGAACCCAAUGUUUCCACUCCCAGAACUCCUGCCAUACCCAUGCCCGAUGUCCAAAGCACAACUCCUCGGACGGCAGAAACACAGCCCACCAUCCAGCCACGUCCUCCGCCCACGCAGCCCACCAAGGACACCCUUAUCGUAGGCACCAAUCGACCACCGCUGGUGCCGCACCAGAAUCCGGAUACACCCACCUAUCCAACUUGGCCAACUCCCCAGCCACUGCCAAAUCCAUUAGAUAAGUUGCCCGAGCAGGAUGCCAUCAUAUUCCCCAGUUCCAGCAGAUAUGUCCACCUGCCCAACCAGGAUGUUCCAUCGCAGCCCAUCGAUGUGCGACGGAGAUGAUUGCUGGGCAGGCAGGGAUUCCCCCGCCCACACUUGCUUAUUCCUACAGUCUAUUGUGCAAUUAACCCACUCAAGAUCGUCUUUGUGACGUUGCCCAAACAGGUUCUAAAAGCUCGUUGACGUAAAUUAGUAUUUUAAUAAAUUACACAUAAACAAAAAGAUGAAA
Drosophila elegans is the source of this 1235-nucleotide messenger RNA. Its product is annotated as basic salivary proline-rich protein 3. Lineage: Eukaryota; Metazoa; Arthropoda; Insecta; Diptera; Drosophilidae. Bases 62 to 1069 code for a protein of 335 amino acids. The transcript has a single exon. The record is from RefSeq and is a predicted model, not a curated record.